AUGAGCGACUACUGCGUCCGCUGCAAGCAUGGCUCGAACGCCAGCCUCGACGAGUCGUACGUCAACAUCCACGCGAGCGCAAUGAACCCGGCCAUGUCGACGCGUGACGCCUCCUUGAGCCACGCCGAUGUGAGCUCGCACGUCAAGAAGAUCCAGCGCCUGCAUGUUGUCGCGGACGGCGUCGCGACGGCCUCGUAUGCGUCGCCGGCGUUCUGCACCGACUGCCUCCAUCUACUCACAACGAUGCUCGAGAAGAACAACGAGAACGCGCGGUACGAGAAGCGGGUGCUAGCAUUGUUCCUCUCGUCGACGCCCAAGGCCAAGUCGCCGCCGCCGGUCCAGCGCCGCCCGCCGCACGACCGCCUCAUGCAGUCGAUGCGCGACGAGCGACUGCGCAUCGAAGCCGACCUCGAGCGCCUCGAGCUCGAGAUGGCGGAGCUCGAGUACGACGAGAUGUCCGUGUGGGCGUCAAUUGACGACUGCAUGUGGGCACUGGCGGCGCAGCGCGAGCAUCGAGACAUGGAGAUUGCGCGCGUGGCCACGAUGGAGCAGCGCGCGCGAGCGAUCCGGCGCAUGAACGUUGCGAGCGAUGCAUUUUACAUUUGGCACAAGGGACCGUUCGGGACCAUCAACGGCUUCUCGAUGGGCCGGCUGCUUGCGCAGCACACGGAUUGGCACGAAAUCAACGCGGCGUGGGGCGAAGCGACGCUACUGUUACAGCACAUUGCCGAGACUCUCGGCGUUGCCUUUCACAGAUACCGCCUCGUGCCGCUCGGCAACGCGUCCAAAGUGAUUCGACUGCAGCGCCCCGAGAUGGAGUACCACCUGCACGGGUCGGACCAAGACGCCUUCCCCGAGAGCUUCUUCAACCUUGGCAUUGCCGCGUGGCUCGACUGCCUCAGUCAUCUCGAAGCGUGGGUCCUGGAGCGCGACCCGAGCUUCCGACUUCCCUACAAGAUUACGGCAUCGCACGUCGGCAACUUUUCGCUGCUCUUCCUUCGUGACGACGAAGCGUGGACCAAAGCCUCCAAGAACGCGCUCACGAACCUCAAGUGGCUCCUCGCGUGGUCGGCCAAGCCGCUGGCGACGCCGGCAGCAACGUCGUAGCCUUU
Messenger RNA from Saprolegnia parasitica CBS 223.65, 1112 nucleotides. RefSeq lists its product as hypothetical. Gene Ontology annotation, biological process: late endosome to vacuole transport; cellular response to nitrogen starvation; autophagy. Gene Ontology annotation, cellular component: phosphatidylinositol 3-kinase complex, class III, type II; phosphatidylinositol 3-kinase complex, class III, type I; phagophore assembly site. Lineage: Eukaryota; Oomycota; Saprolegniomycetes; Saprolegniales; Saprolegniaceae. The transcript is spliced from 4 exons. The record is from RefSeq and is a predicted model, not a curated record. Bases 1 to 1107 code for a protein of 368 amino acids.